Messenger RNA from Corvus hawaiiensis (hawaiian crow), 966 nucleotides. RefSeq names its product serine/threonine-protein kinase pim-1-like. Gene Ontology annotation, cellular component: cytoplasm. The record is from RefSeq and is a predicted model, not a curated record. Gene Ontology annotation, molecular function: protein serine/threonine kinase activity; ATP binding. The coding region runs from base 1 to 966 and encodes 321 amino acids. Gene Ontology annotation, biological process: negative regulation of apoptotic process; protein autophosphorylation. NCBI's taxonomy places the organism in Eukaryota, Metazoa, Chordata, Aves, Passeriformes, Corvidae. The transcript has 6 exons.
AUGGCCGAGCGGGUUUGCGCGGCCGCCGGCCCCGAGCCGCCGGUGUCCGCUUCAAAAGAGCCAACAUGUGGGGAUGGCCGGCCCGGGGCGGUUGAGCGGCGCUCGGGGGCCGUUCCUGGCCCCGGGCCGAGCGCUGACGGCCGCGUCUCGCCGGCACGGAAGGCGCAGCAGGGCCUGAAGGAGCGCUACCGGCUGGGUUCGCUGCUGGGGCGCGGCGGCUUCGGCAGCGUCUUGGCGGCGACGCGGCUCUCGGACGGCGCCCCGGUGGCCAUCAAACGGGUGCCACGGAACCGCAUCCACCAUUGGGGCCGGCUGCCCGACGGCACCCGAGCACCACUGGAGAUCGUGCUGCUGCACAAGGUGUCCGCUGGCUUCCCCGGCAUCGUCCAGCUCCACGAGUGGCUGGAGCUCCCCAGCAACGUGGUGAUGGUGCUGGAGCGCCCGGAGCGGUCUCAGGACCUCCUUCACUUCAUUCGGGCACGGCGCUUCCUGUGCGAGGAGGUGGCGCGGCACCUGUUCCGCCAGGUGCUGGAGGCCGUGCGGCACUGCACCAGCUGCGGGGUCCUGCACCGGGACAUCAAACCGGAGAACAUCCUGCUUGACCUGGCCACCGGGCAGGCCAAACUCAUUGACUUUGGCUGUGGCACCUACCUGCAAGCCGCAGCCUACACCAGCUUUGCAGGAACAGCGUCCUACAGGCCCCCAGAAUGGAUCCAGUUCGGCUGGUACUACGGCGAGGCAGCGACCAUCUGGUCCCUGGGCAUCGUGCUGCACCAGAUGGUCUGCGGGGAGCAUCCUUUCAGGAGGGGCUGGAACAGCACCUGGGGCCGGCUCUCACUCCCACGACGGCUCUCUCCAGAGUGCCAGGAUCUCAUCCGGCGGUGUUUAUCCGUGCUCUCCUCGGAAAGGCCCUCAUUAGAAGACCUGUCCUGUGAUCCUUGGAUGCAGGAUAUUCACGUGCCAUAG